Molecule: messenger RNA, 1640 nt
Organism: Nothobranchius furzeri (turquoise killifish)
Lineage: Eukaryota; Metazoa; Chordata; Actinopteri; Cyprinodontiformes; Nothobranchiidae
Gene: hao1
Product: hydroxyacid oxidase (glycolate oxidase) 1
Biological process (GO): fatty acid alpha-oxidation
Cellular component (GO): peroxisome
Molecular function (GO): oxidoreductase activity; FMN binding
Source: RefSeq, a predicted model, not a curated record
GCAUCGCUGAAACUUUGCAGGAUCUCACGGAUGGCUGCAGGUCCACCGACCCUCCUGCAGGUUAAUGAUUACUGCAGCUUGGCUUAUUUACUGAUGAUCCCGAUGCUGCACAUUAGGAGGAAGCAGACAUGUCAGGGCAGUGUGUGUGCGUCUCAGACUUCGAGAAGGAGGCCAAGAGAGUUCUUCCUAAAGCCGUGUACGACUACUACCGCUCAGGAGCUGAUGAGCAAAGCACACUGGCUGAUAAUGUGGCAGCCUUUAACAGAUGGCACCUUAUGCCUCGAGUCAUGAGGGACGUGUCCAUUGUGGAUCUGUCUGUAAACGUGCUGGGCCAUAACCUCAGCAUGCCUCUCUGUGUUGGAGCCACAGCAAUGCAGAGGAUGGCUCACCCUGCCGGAGAGACAGCUACAGCAAGAGCAUGCAAAGCAGUAGGAACCGGAAUGAUGCUGAGCUCCUGGGCCACCUCGAGCAUAGAGGAAGUGAUGUCAGCAAUGACAGCUACACCAGGUGGCAGUGGGGCCCUAUGGAUGCAACUUUAUAUCUACAAAGACCGAGAGCUUACACUGUCUCUGGUGCGCCGGGCAGAGCGGGCGGGCUACAAGGCUAUCUUUGUUACAGUGGAUACUCCGUACCUGGGGAAAAGGUUGGACGAUGUACGCAACCGAUUCAAAAUGCCUCAGCAUCUGAGAUUGUCAAACUUCUCCACGGCUGCCCUGGCCUUCUCUGAGGAGGACUACGGCAGUGACAGCGGUCUGGCUGUUUAUGUUGCUAAUGCUAUUGAGCCGGCUCUGAGUUGGGAUGACAUCACAUGGCUGAAGAAGCACUCACACCUGCCUGUGAUUGUUAAAGGAGUACUUAAUGGUCCAGAUGCUGUCCAGGCUGUCCACUACGGCGCUGAUGGCAUCCUGGUGUCCAAUCAUGGAGCUCGACAACUUGAUGGGGUUCCUGCAACGCUGGAUGUGUUGGAGGAGGUGGUGGAGGCGGUGCAGGGUCGCUGUGACGUCUUUCUGGAUGGAGGUGUGAGACGAGGGACAGACGUCCUCAAGGCCUUAGCUCUGGGGGCAAAGGCGGUCUUCAUCGGGCGCCCGGUGCUCUGGGGUCUUGCCUGUCAGGGAGAAGAAGGAGUCGUUGCUCUUCUGGAGCUUCUAAAAGAGGAACUCCGACUGGCUAUGGCCCUGUCAGGUUGCCGUUCUGUAUCAGAAGUAAGCAGAUCCUUGGUCAGGAAAGUGGACUUCACCUCCAGGAUGUGAGAGAAGAUGCUGCUGUGUGGUUGAUCAUCAGGAACGAUACGUUCUCAUUACGAUUCGUAACGUUGUUUGUUACAAGUGAACACAACAGUAGGAACAACAAAAAUGAUUUUUAAAUCCAACCCACUGUGGCCCUCUACUAAACCUGAGAUACACACACACACACACACACGUGCACACACACACACGUGUGUGUGCGCGUGUGUGUGUGUGUGUGUGUCUCUGAACAUCACAUUAUGUUCAACAUGGAUUAAAUGUUUUGUGUUCCUCCGGUACUCAGUCUUUCAGCUGACCUAAAUAUGGACCUGUAUUGGAAUGUUUAUUAUGUGAAGAGCCUCGAGACGACUCUUUUUGUGAUUUGGCGCUUCAUGAAUAAACUUGAAUUGAAUUGAA